Molecule: messenger RNA, 1623 nt
Organism: Lemur catta (Ring-tailed lemur)
Lineage: Eukaryota; Metazoa; Chordata; Mammalia; Primates; Lemuridae
Product: ADP-ribose pyrophosphatase, mitochondrial-like
Exons: 1
Coding region: 1-1047 (348 amino acids)
Cellular component (GO): mitochondrion
Molecular function (GO): ADP-ribose diphosphatase activity
Source: RefSeq, a predicted model, not a curated record
AUGGCUGGACGCCACCUGGCAAAGGCUUUAGCGUCCGUGUCUCUCUCUGUGACCUUGGCCUCUGCGACAGUCAGGCCCAGCAGCUGCCCCAACAUCCUGGCCAGCUGGACUCCCUUUUCCUCACGUGAGUUUCCUCUAAAUGUCAUCAUGUCGGGUUCAAAGGGUGCUGCUGAGAAGCCCCACAAGAAGGCCCGGACGUCUCCCUGCCCUGGCUCGCAGGUGCAGCGAAGCCAGGUCCCCACGGAGAAAGUGAGCUGGCAGGUUGAGUGGCGAGAAUACGGCCCUGUGGAGUACACUGCCCGCUCUGUCUUGGCCGGGCCCCUGUGGGCAGACCCCCAGGUGGGUCAAAGGAACUUCUCUCCUAAAUUUAAUGAAAAGGAUGGACACGUGGACAGAAGGAGCCAGAAUGGUGUAUAUGAGGUUGAAAACGGUAGACCUAGAAACCCCACAGGUCAUACUGGGCUGGUCGGUCGAGGGCUUUUGGGGCGCUGGGGCCCCAAUCAUGCUGCAGAUCCCAUCCUAACCAGGUGGAAGAGGGAUAGCAAGGGAAGUAAAGUUACCCACCCUGUUUCUGGGAAAGACAUCCUGCAGUUUGCAGCCAUCCAAAGGAAGGACUGUGGAGAAUGGGCCAUCCCAGGGGGCAUGGUGGAUCCAGGAGAGAAAAUUAGUACCACAUUGAAGAGAGAAUUUGGUGAGGAAGCCAUGAACUCCUUACAGAAAUCCAGGGCAGAAAUGCAGGAGUUGGAGAAACAAUUGCACAAACUAUUCAGCCAGGAACACUUUGUGGUCUAUAAAGGCCACGUGGAUGAUCCUCGGAACACAGAUAACGCGUGGAUGGAGACAGAGGCUGUAAACUACCAUGAUGAAACAGGUGAAAUAAUGGACCAUCUUCCUCUGGAAGCUGGCGAUGAUGCCAAGAAGGUGAAAUGGGUGGACAUUAAUGAUAAACUCGAGCUUUAUGCCAGCCACUCCCAGUUUAUUCAACUUGUGGCUGAGAAACGAGGUGCCCACUGGAGUGAGGACCUGUACCCUGAAAGCCAGGGAUAGUGUCUUGGAAACUCAUGGGAGCCCAAGGCCUUCAAAGGAACAAGAGUGGAUAAGAAGCUAACAGCGCAGAACUCCCACUAAACAGGACAGGGAGGGUCACUUCUUUGGUGAUUAUUUCCAAAAGUUUGCACAGUAUAAAGACUUUGUAUUAGGGAAUAAUAUUAGAUGAAUGAGGGGAAUGGGAUCACAGACUUUCUGGCUUUCCAAUUUGAAGAAGAGAAAUAUAGUCACAUGUAUAUUGUUGUAUAUAUGGUUUAAACCAACUUGUACAACUGUUCUUUGAAGAAUUGUGUGUAAAACAAAGGUAUUGUCCUUACUAACCACAGUUUCUACUGUUCAGCCAGUUUGCAUUUGUCACUUCUUUCUUCCACCUGAUGUGUUAAUGUGGCCUAAUCUAAUGUACAAUCUGACUUUUUCGGUAACACUUAUUUUUCAGAUUUAGCUUUAUGUGAUCUUGUAUUUGUUGCUUUUGAGUAUGGAAGCUCUCUGGUUUUUCUUGUUUUAGAGCCUUCAGUUUUAUGGGAAAAGUUCAAUUUCCAUUUUAGUCCUCAAGGAUCAAGUACUUAUGAACCAGAC